Messenger RNA from Erythranthe guttata (spotted monkey flower), 1864 nucleotides. Lineage: Eukaryota; Viridiplantae; Streptophyta; Magnoliopsida; Lamiales; Phrymaceae. The record is from RefSeq and is a predicted model, not a curated record.
CUAGAUUGGUAAAAAUUAGCUACCAACUGUCCUAAUGAGAUUUGGUACCCUAUUUGUAAUUAGGUUUGGCAUUUAGAAAAUUUUAAAUUAGUUAAAUUAAUUUGUGUAUAUUCAAAUUUAAUCUUGCAAAUACCGUUCUUAGCGAGAAUCCCCGUCUCUGUACAUAAAUUAAAAUUAGGCUCUUUCCUUUUCCCUCUUCCUCAAAUUUUCACCCAAGAAAACCAGAUACCGUUUCUUUUCGCUGAUCAAACUCCUUUGCAUGGCGGCGUUGUCGCAUUCCUCCAAAGGAAAGACCUUGCUAUCUCGCCUGAAAUCCUUUCUUGCUCCAGAGAGGUUGAAGUGCAGCUUCGUUGCAGACGAGGGUCGAGCUCAUUUCUCUUCCGAUACGGGUGCAUGCUCUGGCUCAGGUCAAGUUGAGAUUUCAAAAUGGAGAAAGAUAGAUUCCAGGAAUUUGGGGCUAAGAAGGUCAAUGAUAUCUAUUCCUGCUUCGGUAGUUCUACGGAAUCUGCGAGCUGCAGGGUUCGAGGCCUACUUAGUUGGUGGAUGUAUUAGAGACUUACUUCUAAAUAAAGUACCAAAAGAUUUUGAUGUUAUCACAACAGCAUCACUUAAACAGGUCAAGAAGAAGUUUCAGCGUGCAAUAAUUGUUGGAAAAAGAUUUCCUAUCUGUAGGGUCAUCAUAAAAGGCUGUUUAGUGGAGGUAUCGAGUUUUGAGACUGUAGCUGUUAAAUCCAAAAGUAAACAAGUUGACAUCUCUGAAAUGCCGAAAGGUUGCAAUCCAAGGGACUUUGCUCGCUGGAAAAAUUGCAUGAGCAGAGACUUCACAGUUAACAGCUUGUUUUUUGAUCCUGCGGUAAAUGUCAUCUUUGACUACACAAAUGCAAUGGCAGAUUUGAGGUCUUUGAAGCUAAGCACAGUAAUACCAGCUCAACGGUCUUUCAAAGAAGAUGAAGCCAGGAUUUUACGUGGGUUAAGACUUGCAGCUCGUCUUAACUUAUCGUUUUCGAAGGAGACCGAGGUUGCUUUAUACAGUCUCUCUUCAUUGGUUGCCAACCUUAGCACGUCUAGAAUAGGCUUGGAGAUGAAUAAUAUGUUAUCAUAUGGAGCUGCUGAGCCCUCCCUUCUUUUGCUUAAAAGGUUCAAUCUGCUUGAGAUUUUGCUUCCAUUUCAUGCAGCAUAUAUUUCUGAGCAGGUGGAUAAUCAGCUUGGCAUACGUUCCUUAAUGUUAAUGGUGUUUGUAUCCCAGAAAAUGGGGCAAUAUGUGAAGAAUAUUUUUAACAUUUUGACGAGAGAUGUUGAAACUAUAAAGGCGAAGGAAAGAAGUGGAGGGAUAGAUUAUCACUUGCUGAAAGAUGGGAACAUAUGUGAGAAUAGGUUUGUGCUCGGUAAGAUAAUAUUGAGAACUCUUCUUUACAGAAAUACUGCAGAAAGAGGAUCCGUAAAAGCCGAAGAAGACGACAAAAUGCAAGUAACGAAUCCACCACAGAAGUCGGUUAUUAAAGAGAUUCCGCAACAUUCCGAUAAGAAUGUGAACGAGAAGAGGAUUUUGAAAGAUAAUAAUCAUGUAAAACCUAAUAAGGUACAUGAAAAUGCCUCUGCGCUUUCUAGUCUAUUUAAGUGAGCUGAGUCGGAUUAUGUGCAAAAAAAUGUAUUUGAGGAUGAAAGAUUUUUGAAAUCCAUUUUGAUCAGAUUCAUAUAUAUUUUGAUUUUCUUUCUUCUUCGUCUCGGAUUAUAGGAUUAGAAGAUAUGCCAGAGUUGUUGCGGAUGUUGUCCGGUCAAAUGUUGUUCUUGUAAUUCAAAGCAGUACAUGUUGUGUUAGGUUCAUAAUAGGAUAUCGCUGGAGUAAAAUUUAUUUUUUCGGUUA